Molecule: messenger RNA, 806 nt
Organism: Drosophila nasuta
Lineage: Eukaryota; Metazoa; Arthropoda; Insecta; Diptera; Drosophilidae
Exons: 2
Coding region: 159-719 (186 amino acids)
Source: RefSeq, a predicted model, not a curated record
CAUCCGAAAUAAUAAAAAAGAUACAAGUAUAGUUGCCAGUGUGUAGUUCUCUCGUGGUUAUCCGCGCGCGUUAUCGAUAUCGAUAAGCAAAACGCGCGUGCUUUCAGUAAGAACUUCUGACAAAAAAGCACAGUACACAAUUUAAAUACAUAACCAACAUGGGCGACUCAGCUGCGCCUCCAGAUCAACGCAAUGUUGAAAUUAAGGCGCGAAUUCCCGGAGGCCCAGAGGAAUUUGAACGCCGCUUGGACGUCGCCAAGAAGCUAAGUGGAGCCGCUGGCGAGUUAAUUAUGCAGCGCGAUGUAUUCUUCAAUUCUCCCCAAGGUGGACGCCUAAAGCUGCGCUACCUGCAAGCUCCAACGCGCUCUCAACUAGUCUACUACGACAGACCCGAUGUCGCCGGUCCUAAGCUCUCCAAAUUUAAUAAGAUCGAAGUGGACGAACCAUCGGUGCUCGAGAAGAUUCUCAGCCAGUCAAAUGGAACGCUGGGUGUGCUGGCCAAGCGACGUAUGCUCUUUCUGCAUGAACAGACUCGCAUACACAUGGACGAUGUACAUGAUUUGGGACACUAUAUGGAGUUUGAGGUCUGCCUGGAGCCGGAACAGACGUUGCAGCAGGGUCAAGCGAUAGCCGAAGAGCUUUGCAAGACUUUCGGCAUUUUAGAGAGCGACCUGAUGACUGGCUCAUAUUUCGAUGCUUUGAACAAGGGCGACAAAUAGGAAACUAAGCAGAUACCCCGCAAAUGUAUCUAUGUAUGUAUGUUUGGGAUAAGAUGGAAAGAAUAAAAUAUACAAGUUCUAUGCUUA